Notodromas monacha is the source of this 941-nucleotide messenger RNA. NCBI's taxonomy places the organism in Eukaryota, Metazoa, Arthropoda, Ostracoda, Podocopida, Cyprididae. The record is from the annotation of a GenBank genome assembly.
AGGAUCGUAGAUAGUGAAUCUCGUAAUAACAAACUUAUUAAAAAAUGGCUCCUCUUCUUGGCUACUGGCUUCCUCGUGGAUAUGCUCAAAUACUCCGUAUGAUCAUGGCUCAAGGAGGUGCGGAAUGGGAUGAAAAGGUUUACGAGUUAGGUGACGCCCCAGAUUUUUCCCGUGAUCAGUGGCUCAAAGACAAAGCUGACGGCUUGGGAUUGGAUUUUCCAAACCUGCCGUACUACAUCGAUGGAGAUCUGAAGAUAUCUCAAACAAUGGCAAUCGCACGUCAUCUUGCUCGCAAGUACGGACUCAUCGCCGAUUCAGAAGAAGCCAACAUUCGUCAGGAUAUGGUGGAAUAUCAGUUGCUGGAUUUUCGCCAGGCUCUUGUCAAUCUUGGUUACCGUGAAUGGACUGAAGAAAAUAAGCAAAAGUACAUCACAGAAGUCCUUCCAACCCACUUGGGUUUGUUCUCAAAGUUCCUUGGAGAACGGGAAUGGAUCACUGGUGAAAAGGUGAAUUUUGUGGACUUUUUCCUGUACGAUGUCUUGGAUUGGAAUCUCUACCUGGUACCGGACUGCCUCAAGGAUUACGCAAAUCUCGAUGCUCUCGUGAAACGUGUGGAGGAGUUGCCAAGCAUCAAAGCAUGGAUGGCUUCGGACAAAUAUCGUUCGUGGCCACUCUUCAACAAGAUUGCGAAGUGGGGAACUGACCCGCAAGACCAAUAUGCUCGUCUCCCAGCUCUUGCAAACAAAAACUGAAAAGCUUUCCGCGACACUUAUGAAAUUAGCUUUCACGGGAAAAUUUAAUUCAAGCUUUUCAGAGGGCUUAUGCAGUUUUCAAGCAGUGUGUUCGAAUUUGAAUCCUUCCGGCUAUUGGGAAACAUGUGCUGUCUGUCUCGGACGAAUUACACCGUGCUUACAUUCUUGAUUCCAGUACUUCUGGAGAAA